AUGGCGUCCUUUUCGGUGCCGAGCCAAUGCAGGCUCUCCAUCUUGCUGGCGAUAGCGGUGCUGAGCCUUGGUACCUCGGCGCAGUCUGAUGAGCCUCUCGACACCAAGGUCUGGGCAGUCGUUGCAUACAUCAAUCAUGGCGAAAAGACGCCGACUUUGGGAGGCCUGGAUAACGUCCUCACGCCCAUGGGAGCCCGACAAAUGUGGAGGCAAGGGAGCGCCUUUCGCAAUCGCUACUUGGGCGCUGCCAACUCUACUCUCCUCUCAAACUCUACGGAGAACACGACGAUCCAAGGCAUAGCCAGAGAUGCCAUUAGCAACAACCAGCUCACCAUCCUGUCGCAGACAGACGAGUGGGUUGCUGGAGGCGCCGUGGCUUUUCUCCAGGGCCUAUACCCCCCAACCGAAAGCUCGUUCAACAGCUUUGCUGGAGGCUCUCAGAUGGCAGAGGAUGUUGUGUCUGGCUCCGACCCAGUCGACUACCCUCUUGGGGGAUACCAAUAUCCCAACAUUGAGACUCUGUCCGCGUCAGACUCGGCAUCAGUAGCCAUCCAAGGCACCGUCGGCUGCUGGGCCUGGGAUACAAAUGUAAAUGUCAUGAAGCAGACCGAUCCCAUGGGCCGCUUCAGGUCAACCGAGAGCCUAUACAGAUCCCUCUUUGCCACGCCUCCCCUCAACGGCACUAUACCCAAGGGCGCGGUCAACUACUGGAAUGCCUACAACAUCUACGAGUAUGUCAACUACAUGAACACUCACAACAAGACGGUCAAUGCAGGGUUGGGAUUCGCCAACACCACGGUUGGCGUGCUCAAGGCCAACGCUUUUGAACUGGAGCGGGCCAUGAACGGAGACACCCUGAGCGGCGUCCCAAACUUCACUUACAACAACAUCACCACCAUUGCUGGCCAGACGCUUGGCAUGCAGAUUGCGAGCUCGCUCAGCGGCGCCACCAUAGGAAGUGAUGGCAGCAAGCUCACGCUCAUGUUUGGCUCGUUUGAGCCCAUGAUGGCCUUCUUCUCCCUCAUGGGGCUCUACUCCGGAUCCAAUCUGCUCUCGGGGCCGUUCUCCACUCUUCCGGAGCCCGGAUCGGCCAUGAUCAUCGAGCUGCUCGGCCAUCAUUCGGGCGACACCUCUGCGCUUCCGGCGCCGCAGGAGUUCAUGGUCCGGUUUACGUAUCGAGCCAAUGCCGAUGUUGGCGAGCCGUUUUCCGUCUACCCUCUGUCGUCCAACAGCUCCGAUAGCCAAGUCAUGCCUUUCACGACGUUCCUGGGCCAGCUUCAGCGCUUCUCCCAGGACUCUUCGCAGUGGUGCAGCUCUUGUCGCGCCAUUUUUGCAUCGUGGUGCGACGCGCGAUCCUCACCCUCCAUCUCUGACUCUUCCGAUCCGUCAAAGAAGUCGUCUCUCAGUGCGCCUGUUGCUGGCGUCAUUGGCGCCAUGGUGACUCUGGGCGUGACUGGCCUCCUCGCACUCGCUCUCUACUUCUUUGGAGUCUGCACUUUUAAAAGGCGUACACCAAAGCCCAGCGUGCGCAGCGCUUCGCCGGGUGGCUUCAAAGGAACAGGUAAGAUGGCCAGCGAUGCUGAUGUGACGGUCACGAAGCGUGGGACGGCGCACGAAAGGACGGGCAGCUGGGAGCUGAAAGAUGGGCCGCCAACAGCGAGCGGCGCCGUGGUGAUGGGGGGAGAUCCGUAUCCGCGGCGGUCUGAGGACGAUGAUGACAUUGCCAUGGUGACGGCGGAACCGGUCAGAGUCCGCGAGACUGUCUAG
Messenger RNA from Trichoderma reesei QM6a, 1767 nucleotides. RefSeq lists its product as uncharacterized. The record is from RefSeq and is a predicted model, not a curated record. NCBI's taxonomy places the organism in Eukaryota, Fungi, Ascomycota, Sordariomycetes, Hypocreales, Hypocreaceae. Bases 1 to 1767 code for a protein of 588 amino acids. Gene Ontology annotation, biological process: dephosphorylation. The transcript is spliced from 2 exons. Gene Ontology annotation, molecular function: phosphatase activity.